Molecule: messenger RNA, 861 nt
Organism: Nanorana parkeri
Lineage: Eukaryota; Metazoa; Chordata; Amphibia; Anura; Dicroglossidae
Product: ovalbumin-related protein X-like
Exons: 4
Coding region: 272-811 (179 amino acids)
Biological process (GO): negative regulation of endopeptidase activity
Molecular function (GO): serine-type endopeptidase inhibitor activity
Source: RefSeq, a predicted model, not a curated record
UAAAUCUAAUGUGUGGUACAACACUAAACCAGAGAAAGCUGACUUCAGAAAUGCACCAAGGCAUGCAUUGGAGCACAUUAAUAGCUGGCUUAAAGAUAAGAGUGAAGGUACUUUUCAAAACAUAUCUGAAACGUUAAUAUCCAAUAACACUAAACUUGUAGUAGUUAACACGGCAUAUUUAUUAGCAAACUGGACACAGCACUUCCCUAAACGUAGGACUAAAAAUAGCAUUUUUACCUUGAGCACUGAUAAAAACGUACCUGUACAACUGAUGUCUGCCCUUGGUAGAUUUAAUCUUCAAAUUAUAGAUGAUGAAAAGUUGAGGAUCCUUGAACUUCCAUACGGAAAAACAAAGGAUCUCUGCAUGUAUGUAAUACUGCCAGACAACAGUAAAGAUCUAUACAAUGUAGUGCAAAGCAUGUCUUAUGAGAAACUGACGAAAUGGACAGACCCCAAGUACAUGUGGAAGAAGUAUACUAAAGUUUUUCUCCCUCAAUUUAAAAUAGACAGUGCCUACUCAAUGAAAGCUAUUUUGUCAAGUCUGGGGAUGCCUGAUGUUUUCAAUGAUACCAAAGCCAAAUUGACAGGAAUAUCUCCAGACAACUUAUAUGUCUCAGAUCUAAUUAGUUUGGCUACUGUGAAUGGAGAUGAAGAUGGCACUAAAGAUGUAACCCAUGCUGAUGAUGGCUUUUUUUUUUUCGACUUAGCGCUGCCAGAAGAGAUUUUUAGAGCAGAUCGCCCUUUUCUCUAUAUCAUACAGCAUAAGCCUACCAAAUGUUAUAUUUUCUAUGGGAUAUUUCAAAAGCCAUGAAUUAACCCCCAAAAAGCAAUUCUAAACCCAAUAACUAAUAUAUUUUAUAC